AUGUAUUCUCUUGUCUCUGGAGAGGAAGUUGCAGCCAAAUUUACAUCAAAAACAGAAGCUAGGAACUGUUAUCCAGGAUCACUAGAUAACAGAAAAGUUGCAGGAAAGAUUGUUAUUUGUGUCAAUGACGAUCAAAAUAUUACACGGAAUAUGAAGAAGCUAAUUGUACAAGAUGCAGGAGCCAUUGGAGUGAUACUCAUUGAGAAGGAAGACAUAGAUGUUCCCUUUGAUGCAGGUCUAUUUCCCUUCACAGAGGUUGGAAAUCUUAAAGGGUAUCAAAUCCUUAAGUACCUAAAAUCUACCAAGAAACCAACUGCAACUAUUCUUCCAACAACAGAAGUUCAUAGAUAUCGACCUGCACCAAUUGUUGCAUCUUUCUCAUCGAGAGGUCCUUCAAGCCUUACUGAAAACAUUCUCAAGCCGGAUGUCAUGGCUCCAGGAGUUUCGAUAUUGGCAGCUCUGAUUCCUAAAAAUGAAAAUGUUCCAAUUGGGAAAAAACCAUCCAUGUUUGGCUUAAAAUCUGGUACAUCAAUGGCUUGUCCUCAUGUAUCUGGUGCUGCAGCAUUUAUCAAAUCAGUACAUAGAAGUUGGAGUCCUUCAAUGAUCAAAUCAGCAUUAAUGACAUCAGCUACAACCUACAAUAACAUGGGGAAGUCAGUAACCAAUAGCUCAAACUACAUUUCCAACCCACAUGAAAUGGGAGUCGGAGAAAUUAAUCCACUCAAAGCUCUCAACCCUGGUUUAGUCUUCGAAACAGAUGUCGAAGACCACAUUCGAUUCCUUUGUUAUUAUGGCUAUUCUAACAAAGACAUAAGAAAAAUGUCUAAGACUAAUGUAACAUGCCCAAGAACCUCACAAAGUCUUAUAUCCAAUAUAAAUUACCCAUCAAUCUCUAUACAAACACUUAAAAGAAAUCAAAAAGUAAGAAUAAUCACAAGAACAGUGACGAAUGUAGGAACCUUAAAUGCUACAUAUGUUGCACAAGUGCAUGCCCCUCAAGGAUUGGUUGUUAAGGUCAUCCCCAACAAACUUGUAUUUUCAGAAAGUGUUCAAAAAAUUACCUAUAAAGUCUCAUUCUAUCCUAAGGAAGCUCAUGGUGGAUACAAUUUUGGGUCUCUAACAUGGCUUGAUGGUAGACAUUAUGUUCACACAGUAUUUGCAGUUCAAGUUGAAUAAAUUUGUGCAGGCACAACCCAUCCAAUAAGUUGAAUAAAAUGGCCAGAUUGAUUUUUAUGUUUGCAUUACUUUAUGUUGUUAUGGGAAUGAGUUAUUGUCAUUUAGUAGACUCCAAAAUUCAAUAAA
Trifolium pratense (red clover) is the source of this 1302-nucleotide messenger RNA. Its product is annotated as CO(2)-response secreted protease-like. The record is from RefSeq and is a predicted model, not a curated record. Bases 1 to 1176 code for a protein of 391 amino acids. Lineage: Eukaryota; Viridiplantae; Streptophyta; Magnoliopsida; Fabales; Fabaceae. Gene Ontology annotation, molecular function: serine-type endopeptidase activity. The transcript is spliced from 5 exons. Gene Ontology annotation, biological process: proteolysis.